Molecule: messenger RNA, 3067 nt
Organism: Betta splendens (Siamese fighting fish)
Lineage: Eukaryota; Metazoa; Chordata; Actinopteri; Anabantiformes; Osphronemidae
Product: F-box only protein 30-like
Exons: 3
Coding region: 312-2537 (741 amino acids)
Molecular function (GO): ubiquitin protein ligase activity; zinc ion binding; protein binding
Source: RefSeq, a predicted model, not a curated record
CAAUAAAGUUCGGAGAAGGAAAAAAAAAGAGUGACGGAAAGCUCGAGCUCGUCAUUAGCACUUAGUCCAAAGCGGCACAGAGUUUACAGCCAUUUGUUUUUGUAUGGAACAAGAAAGAAUACCUCGUUUUACGGUUUCAUGCCGACACGACGACACGGUGAGGACCGACUGUGACGCCGACCCGGCGUCAUGUGGCUGAAGUAGCUGGUUGUGAACCGUGGAAGUACCGGGCUAGCUAGCUGUUGUUAGCCGACAUUAGCAGUAACAGAGGAUCGUCGAGUGAACCGUAAGAGCUGUUGCACCUUCAAAAGAUGGGGGAGGACCAUGUACACUGUAUGUCCUGUUUUAACCUGAGGUGCAUGGUCAGACCUCAACCAAGCGCUGCUUGUGAUCUUACCAGCUGCCCUCAAGUCUGCGGGGCUGUAUUUCACUCAUGUAAAGCGGACGAGCACCAACUCAUGUGCCCACUGGUGAGGGUUCCUUGCCUAAAUAGUGGCUAUGGCUGCCCUGCCACCCUGGUGCGCAACCAAAUGUCUGCACACCUUGAGGUGUGUCCAGCUGGAGUUGUGUGCUGCACUAUGGAGUGGAACAGAUGGCCUGUGAGCUGCCUGGACUAUACUUCGUAUGAAAGUCUGAGCCGUGGGGUACAGGAGGUGGAGCAACUGGACAUGGCGCUUGCCCUUCAAGACCAGCGGACUCUGCUCGAGUCUCUCAAGGUGAUUGCCAUGGCACCAACCUCAGAGGGACAGCCAUCUAUCCAUCGCAGGAAGGAGAACAGGGCAGAGGACGCGGAUGUGCUCGUGUCUGUCCUUCAGGCCUCCUCCUCUUCGUCAUCUUCAUCUUCACAUCAAGCACUACUUUCCCCACCAGCUUUAGGAAAAGAGAAAAUUGCACUCGGAAUUAACGGCUUAAACGAUGAGCACUUCAGUAAACUCUACGAUGCCACAGUUGAGACCGCACGGACCUUAGCUGCUGCCCUAGACUUUGUUAGCAGUGCGAGCUCUGUUAACAGCAGCCCAGAGGGCGUUAACGGAGGAGCUGCUAUGCAGAAAAGCAGCCGUGAAGACCUUCAUGAUGGACUGGAGGGAACGACAUCUGCAGCUGAAGGUGGUAGGAAUAAGAGCGACACUGGGGAGCAGAAUGUUUGUUCAAGCUGCCUGAGUGGCCGUGGGACCCAGGAAGGAACGGAUCUUAGAGUUGUAAACGGAACCAACAGACGUCUGUCACGACCCACGAAGGCCUUUUUGAAAGCACCAUGUCCCGUUGAGGCGCUAGAUGACACACAUUCCGGUGUUCCUCAGGAGCCAGUGAUCCCUCCAAUGGUGUCCCCACUCUACGUGAGCCAUUCUGUGGCACAGAGGGCGGGUCAUGUGGUGCUGGAGGACAGGAGACUGCUUCUCUCGGAAAACCACAACCAGUGUUUUAGGGGCCACGGCCAGAGUGCAUUACGCAAUGGACGCUUUGGCUUUGCCCCUGACAGGUUCCUGUAUAGGUUAAGACCCAAAAUGGAGGACAAGGCUGUUGACACCUCAGAUCUGGAGCAAGAUAGUGACCCCAUGGGGCUAGGAGAGAUAGAUCUGAUUACAGCAGCACUGCUCUUCUGUUUAGAGGAGUCCAGAGAGUGCAAAAGGAUCUCGGACACCGUUUAUAUUGAUGGCUACCGCGUUGACUUCGGCACGCAGACGUUUACUUUCCCUGCGGCCAUCUUGGUAACAAACACUCGAGUAGGCGACAUCGCCUCUGCCUCCGCCUGCGACCAUGCUGCACCCCAGCUCUCGUACCCGAGCCCUUUUCACUCCCUGCGCCUUGGACUGGUCCUGGAAGCGCUGGAGGUGGAAGCGGUCCCACACAACCGUUACCUCCCUCCCAACCCCCGCUAUCAGCACAUGUUCCCCUUCGUCUGUGGCCAGUCGUUCCGCCGGGAUCAGUUCUCGUCCCAUUUCACAAACGUGCACGGUGACAUCCAUGCUGGCCUUAACGGCUGGAUGGAGUACCGCUGCCCCCUGGCUUAUUACGGCUGCACGUUUUCCCAAAGAAGAUUCUACCCAUCGACCGCAGGGGCCAAGGUGGUUCAUGACAGGCACCUGAAGGCCUUCGGCGUUCAGCCUUGCCCAAGUUCAAAGCUUCCAGGUGACUUUCAGUCAGACCAGAUUAGUGGAUUACCCAUCGAGAUACUGUGGCACAUAGCGAGUUUCCUGGACAGUUUUAGCCUGUGCCAGCUGUCAUUGGUGUCACGUUGUAUGAGAGAGGUGUGUGCCAGUCUGCUCCAGACCAGAGGCAUAGUGGAGCUGCAGUGGGAGAGAAGACAAGGCCCCGUCGUGUCCUGGCAGGUCAAAAACAGAGUGUGGCGAUUCAGCACCGCUUUCAGCCCAGUGACGACGUGGGGUUUCUCUGAUCUUCCCAGCAUGUCCGACCAUCUAAAGAAGUGCCAGUUCAACGUGGUGGAACACAAGACGGAGCCCGUGCCUCUUGCUGCCAUGUGUUCGUCACUAGACAGACAGUCCCUGCAUCAUGUCCUGCGUCAUGUCAACGCCUGACCUCUUCUAUCAGCCCGAAAGCCACUGUGGCGAUUUAUGGACGUUGCAAUAACGUGUUUUGUGUUAACUCGAAAAUUAACUCUUUCUAUUCUACAGUAGGUUACAAAGAAGCCUUAAUGCAUUAAUCUUGAUUGGGCACAAUGAAGGUGUGAAACAGGAUUCAGCUUUGCAUGGAUUUUUGCUGGAAAUUGUCCCAUUUGCUGGUCAGUUUUUAUUUUUGAAGACGGACAAAUAUGCACACGUUUAUAUUAUUUUACACAGUAGUUUGACAGAAUGAGAAUAUAUUUAAAUGUUUUCACUGACUUGCCUUGUAGCACCAGCCAUGGGGGGAGCAAACUUGAGAUAUAAUGCAUUAUUUCUGUGUGACAGAAUUAUGCCUGCACUUUACACAAUAUUUGCUAUUGAACCCCCCCCUCUCUCUUUAUGACUCAAGUAUAGCGCGUCAUGGAUGUAAGUAAAAGCUGGAUAUCCUACAGUUAUCCAAUGAGGCAUGUGAUUUGCUAUCAUUUAAUAAAUAUGUUUAUCACAUA